Molecule: messenger RNA, 1447 nt
Organism: Sipha flava (yellow sugarcane aphid)
Lineage: Eukaryota; Metazoa; Arthropoda; Insecta; Hemiptera; Aphididae
Product: lanC-like protein 3
Exons: 4
Coding region: 48-1259 (403 amino acids)
Biological process (GO): peptide modification; carbohydrate metabolic process
Cellular component (GO): plasma membrane
Source: RefSeq, a predicted model, not a curated record
UAAUUUAAAUUGUAUCGAGUAUUAAGUGAAAACAAUAUACAAAAAAAAUGCCAAAACGCUAUUUUAAAAAUGUACUUUCUGACAAUGGAGACAUUCUUUCAAACUGUUCUGAUGCAUUUUGGAAAGGUAAAAUAAACUACUUGGUAGAAUCCAUUAGUAUCAAUGCUUCAUCAUCUGAUGAACAAAUAUUGUACAUAGGAACUAGUGGUAUUGCAUAUAUGUUUUACCACUUAGCUACAUCUGACAAAUUUAAAAAUGAAUCAGAAAUAUUUUUAAAUAAAGCAAUUACAGUCUUGCAAUUAAAAGGAGACAUAUUUUAUCCAAAGAGUAAUGGUAAAUUUCUUUGUGGAGAUGCUGGAAUAAAUGCUGUAAAUGCUUCAAUCUAUCAUUUGAUAGGUGAUAGUAAAAUGGCUGAAAUGUAUUUAACACAUUUUAAAAAAGGUGUAGCUGAUUAUAGGCUAACUAAUUUAACGGAAAAAGACGAAUUAUUUGUUGGUCGUGCUGGUUAUCUCUACGGAGUUUUAUGGUUAGAAAAAGUUUUUGGAAAAAAAAUUGUGGCUGAUCAGGAUAUUUUUGAACUUUGUUCAGCGAUCGUGGAAUCAGGUCGCAAAUAUUCUGUAAGAAAUAAAAGUAUAUUUCCCCUAAUGUACUCAUAUUAUGGCAAGGAAUAUUUAGGUGCUGCACAUGGUUUAAGUACAAUUAUUCAAGUAUUGCUUUCAUUUCCACAAUUUAUUGAAAAAGAACCACAAACUAAACAAGAUAUUAAAAAUUGCAUAGAUAUAAUGAAAUCAUUGCAAACAUCUAAUGGUAAUUUUCCUACUAAAAUGCCAAUUUUAGAAUCAAAACAAAGAUCAGAAGAAGAUGAAUUAGUUCAUUGGUGUCAUGGUGCACCAGGUGUGAUAUAUUUAUUUGCAAAGGCAUAUUUGGUUUUUAAAGAUCCUUCUUACUUGGAAUGUUGUUUGAAAUGUGGUGAUUUAGUGUGGACAAAAGGUCUAUUAAAAAAGGGUCCUGGCAUUUGCCAUGGAAUAGCUGGAAAUGGAUAUGUUUUUUUAUUGUUAUACAGGUUGACUGGUGAUAAAAAACAUUUAAAUAGAGCUUUAAAAUUUGGAGAAUUUAUAUUCACUGAUGAAUGUAUUCAAAGAUCUAGGAAACCAGAUCAUUUGUAUAGUUUAUACGAAGGAUUAGCUGGUACCGUAUGUUAUUUAACUGAUUUGAUACAACCAGAAAAAGCUAGUUUUCCAUUUUUAGAUGUAUUUUAAAUUACACACAUAAGGUUAGAUUUACAGCAAAUUAGGACAAAUAUGUUAUGAAAUGUAUAACAUUUUAGUUUGAUAAAAAUAGUUAUAUGAUUUCUAAUGUAUCCAAACAUACUUUUUAAGUUCUAAAUAGUAACAAUUAUUAAUUUUUUUUUUUUAACAGCGCACAACUUUUUGUAGGAAUUAUUAUA